CCUGACCAGGUACUUACCUUACCGUACGACUCUUUUUUCUAAAAUUCCUGCUUCACCUCUUUCCAUUUAGUAUUUACAGACUAUUCUAUUGUUCUGGUUUCUUGUUUUCUCAAUUGCCAGCGUUCUCGUUAUUACUCUAUCUUAUUAUUGUCUUCCUCCUCUCUACUCUAUCAUGGUAAUGGGCUUAUAACCUGACUCAAACGAUCUAACCUGCGUGGUUACUAAAUCGGUCCUUCGUCUUGGUGGCUCCCGAACUACUCGACUCGUUUCCUCAUCCGCCACCUAAUACCUUCUACGACGUCGCAUCUACUCUUAUCGCAUCUAUUUCCUCGUCGCUCAGUGUUCGACUAAAACCUUCGUAGCCUACCGAAUACAAAUACGAGAAUAGGCAGCAUCUAAAGAUGCCACCAGACUCGCCAAGGAUAUCCAAAGAGGGUCAGGUUGACGACAAUGUUGAACGAGCCACGACAGUUUCGACUGCAACCGAACAAAAUGCUUCUCUAAGCCAACGCGCGGCUGCCCCGACAACCCAGGCGCUGGGGGACGCCGGUCCUGCGUUUUUCUCUAACGCGUCUGCAUCGAAUCUCGAGUUGCAAGAAUAUUCAAAUGGCUACCACUUUCCACCGAAAUACCCCAUCAAGGAGCAAAUCCAAACGGGGCUUGUUGCAUUCUGGGACUUCUACAACACUGGAUUCGGCUUCUUUCUCACCAUCUACUCACUCAAUGUCAUAGCCUGGGGUGGCAUGCUUUUCCUCCUGCUGUGUAAUGCGGCACCAGCGAUGUGUUGGGUCAACGGCAGGUUCGAUUGCAACGAUAUCGAUUCCCAACGUCGCAUAUGGAUAGAAACAGACUCGCAAAUACUGAACGGACUAUUCUGUGUUACCGGGUUUGGUUUGGCACCGUGGCGCUUCCGUGACUUGUACUUUUUAUUGCAAUAUCGCCUUCGAAAGGAUCAGAAGGCUCUACGGAGACUCGCAGGAGUGCAUCGGGGCUGGUUUCGGCUUGCGGGUUCUGAGAACCUACCGGUCAACCUUGGGCCAAAGAAUAUCGAAGAAACACCCGUUAAUUUCAACGUUGACAGCGUACCCUUUCCCCUGACCAAAAUGCCGGAUGCACCACCAACCGGGAUUCGGGCACCUCCUACCAAAUUGUGGAAGCUGGAUUUUGUCAUCUACUUCAAUGUUGCCAACACGUUCCUACAGGUUGUGUUAUCAUCAUUCAUGUGGGCAUUGAACCGGUACGAUCGACCAAGCUGGUCAACUGGUCUCUUUGUUUGCCUGGCAUGUAUAGCUGGCGCUACUGCUGGCAUUAUGUCGGGCAUAGAAGGCAAGCAUGUCAAAGCUACGGAAGGUGUUCCGGUGACCAAAAGGGACAUUGAACGUCUAGCGCGCGAUAAAGAGUUGGGCAUUCCCCAUUUCAAUAACAUCGGCGACAAAGACCCCGAGAUAGAAAAGGAAAAGGCAAGGAAAAAGAAGCAAAAGAAAUCGAUUGGAAAGUCGGAGAGGUCCAGUGUGGCAACCGAUAAUGAAAGGCAGGCAUUUUGUGUUUAAUCACGGCGUUUUUGAGGUUUUAUAGAGCGUGUAGCACUGUUUUCUAGUAUAUACCUAACUACCUGUCUAGGUUAGGUGUCUACGUAUGUAAUUUGCAGUACAUUUAUGAAAUUACUGUUUUCCAAGGAGGAGAAAAGGGAUAACUAUAUCCAAGGAGUACCCAGUUACUAUUUAAUCAUGACGGUCAUGUUCUAAGGUGCAUGCGCAGGUACAUAAUGAAAGACUGCUCACGCGAUGCGCAUUUCAUUCAUUAAACGAGAUUCGAUGUUAGUCACAUGUACCUAUCAGGUCCUAUACCUAUCUAGUGCAUAUUAGGUAACAGGUAUGCUCAUAGUAGGUAGUUAUGUGGUCUUGUGGCUGAAAAACGACGUUAUCAUCAGUUCAGCCACGCGGCCAAUGCUUUCUGAUCUGCUUUCUGAUCUGACACACUACAUGUAUG
Hypoxylon fragiforme is the source of this 1989-nucleotide messenger RNA. RefSeq lists its product as uncharacterized. NCBI's taxonomy places the organism in Eukaryota, Fungi, Ascomycota, Sordariomycetes, Xylariales, Hypoxylaceae. The coding region runs from base 402 to 1550 and encodes 382 amino acids. The transcript has a single exon. The record is from RefSeq and is a predicted model, not a curated record.